This is a messenger RNA of Boeremia exigua, 793 nucleotides long. Its product is annotated as 1,2-dihydroxy-3-keto-5-methylthiopentene dioxygenase. The record is from RefSeq and is a predicted model, not a curated record. NCBI's taxonomy places the organism in Eukaryota, Fungi, Ascomycota, Dothideomycetes, Pleosporales, Didymellaceae. The transcript is spliced from 3 exons. Gene Ontology annotation, molecular function: acireductone dioxygenase [iron(II)-requiring] activity. Bases 84 to 611 code for a protein of 175 amino acids.
AUAACCGCAGAACGACGUCGCCUCUCAGCAACCCUCUGACCAGAUACAUAAUCGGAAUUAACUACACAUUGCAACACAUCAGGAUGAAGGCUUACUGGUUCGACAACGUUGAGGGUGACCAACGCCUGCCCCAUGACUCUGGGCGCAGUGUUGACCCCAAAUAUCUCUCCAAUUUGGGUGUUAUCUACCAACAUGUCACAUCCGAUGAUGAAGUAAACGCACUGGCUAAGGAGCGCAACUACAAGAACAGAGAUGAAAUCACGGUUUCGCCAGAGAAGAUGGGCGACAUCUAUGAAGAGAAGGUCAAGAGCUUUUUCCACGAGCAUCUGCAUGAAGACGAAGAGAUCAGGUACAUCCUCGAUGGCGCAGGGUUCUUCGACGUCAGGAGUGAGGAGGAUGACUGGGUGAGGAUUUGGUUGGAGCGGGGAGAUUUGAUUGUGCUUCCUGCGGGAAUCUACCAUCGUUUCACUACUGAUGACAAGAACUACAUCAAGGCUAUGCGCUUGUUCAAAGAAGAGCCCAAGUGGACUCCGCUGAACAGGAGUGCGGAGACCGAUGCGAACCACUACCGCAAGGAGUACCUCAGCACACAGCAAGCUCUUGCUACAUGAUAGCCUCGAUUGUGAAGACGUAGCGACGAAGCAACGGCAUCAUGUGCAUACAGUGAUCCAGGAGUAAACUUACAACAAUUUGCAGUUGUUAUCCACUUUUAUACGUCUUCUGUUUCCCUAAUCUCGAUUGGUUAUCGAUGGCUGACCUGCUUAUUUAUGCAUGAAGUCGUACAAAUAUGCAG